Strigops habroptila (Kakapo) is the source of this 1734-nucleotide messenger RNA. Its product is annotated as TOG array regulator of axonemal microtubules protein 2-like. Bases 1 to 1734 code for a protein of 577 amino acids. The transcript is spliced from 10 exons. Gene Ontology annotation, biological process: microtubule cytoskeleton organization. Gene Ontology annotation, molecular function: microtubule binding. Gene Ontology annotation, cellular component: cytoplasmic microtubule; cilium. NCBI's taxonomy places the organism in Eukaryota, Metazoa, Chordata, Aves, Psittaciformes, Psittacidae. The record is from RefSeq and is a predicted model, not a curated record.
AUGCGGACACGUGCAGCUGAAUGGAUCUUGCUUAUCACCUGGAUCAUGCAUCUGAUUUUUAAUUCAAAAGAGAGGACAUUACAGGACUCAUUUGGCUGCUUUUUGGGGGUUUGCCCGAGCCCAGCAGGAGCCAGGUAUGUGGACAUCUCGGCAGCUUACUCCUGGGGUAGCAAGCCCUGCUGGGCACCACUGCCUCCCAGCGAUCACAAGUUCUGUGGCAUUCUGAAUCUGCGAGCUGGCUGUGGUACCCAUCUGGACUGGGGAGCUGUCUCUGUGUGUGCCAUGUUCAGGUUUGCACAAGGAGCCGUUGCCCAGUUGCGGGUGCCUAGGGGAUGGCUGGGUGCUGGGGCAAGCAACGAACCAGACAUCAGGGAAGUCUCUGGGCCGAUGCCAGUCUGCACCCCUAUCGAUGUCAGUGCGGCCACUGCUCCCGACUCUGUAGGGUGUGGAGAGAAGUCAGAGCGUGGAGAUGACCAGGAAGCCAGACCCUUCCCUGACGCACAGCAGGGGCUGCUCAGCACACUCACAUGGCUCAGCAGUGAUGACUGGGAGGAAAAGACCAAGGGCCUCUUCAGCGUCAGACGCCUGGCUAUCUGCCACUCAGAAGUCCUUCUUAGUAGACUUCAUGAUGUUUCCUUGGCAGUUACCAAAGAGGUGAACAACCUCCGCUCGAAGGUUUCUCUCCUCGCAAUCAGCGCUCUUGGAGAGCUCUUCAGGACCAUGAAGAAGCACAUGGACCCUGUUGUGGAUGAGGCUACUCGGGUCCUGCUCCAGAGGAUGGGGAAUUGCAGCAUGUCAAUUCAGAAAGCAGCCAAUCAGUGCCUGGGGAUCAUGGUGGGGAACGUGACUCCUGCACGAGCAAUGACUGCUCUCAUGGCUAGUGGAAUCCAGCACUGCAACGUGCUGGUGCGGAAGUGUGCGGCUGAACACCUGCUGACCACGAUGGAGCUAAUUGGAGCCCAGAAGCUCCUGUCAGGCUCACGUUAUAGUACAGAUCUUCUAGUGCGUGCGCUGGUGAAGCUUGCUCAGGACUGUCAUCAGGACACAAGGUUUUAUGGACGGAAGAUGCUGAAUAUAUUGAUGAGUCAUCAAAAAUUUGAGAAGUAUUUGAAACAGUCUAUUCCCUCACGUGACUUGGAAGAUGUUAUGGCAACAAUAAGGCAGAAAACUGUCCAUCACACGUCAGUUCAGGCUGCUCCACAGCCAGAAACUCCAGAAACACAGCCUUUUCCUCCAGAAACUGAAGACUUCAUGGAGCUUUACAGGCUCCUGACAGCCGAGGACUUUCAGUCACGACUGGAGGGAGUGCAGCUUCUCCAAGAUCACUGCAAAAGCAGCCCCUGGUUCAUCUUCACUAACAUUAUACAAAUUUUUGGUGUUUUUGUCCUGAGAAUUCAGGACUGCAACAAGAAAGUGAAGCAGCAGGCGCUGGAGGCUCUGUCUUGGAUGACAUCUGUGCUCAGAGAUGCCUUACACCCAGUGCUGGUGUCUCUGGUAGAAGCAGUCACUGACAACCUGAACUCAAAGCACCCAGGGAUUUCUGCUGCAGCUGUGAAAGCACUGGAAGCAUUCAUUGCUCAGCUAGAUAACACAUUGCUGCUGCAAACACUUGCCCAGCGAGUGCAUUACCUCAGGGGCCAAGCUCUGCUAGAUGUCACAGAACAUCUCUCAGGUAUUGCGCACUUCAGCCAAUCUCCAUUUCUAAGUCAAGAAGUCUUCAGAGGGAAUAUUUAA